AUGGCCUCCGUCUCGGAGCUCGCCUGCAUCUACUCGGCCCUCAUCCUGCACGACGAUGAGGUGACGGUCACGGAGAAUAAGAUCAAUGCCCUCAUUAAAGCAGCCAGUGUAAAUGUUGAACCUUUCUGGCCAGGCUUGUUUGCAAAGGCUUUGGCCAAUGUCAACAUCGGGAGCCUCAUCUGCAAUGUGGGGGCUGGUGCUACACCAGCAGGAGGUCCUGCCCCCUCCACCACUGCUGCCCCAGCUGAGAAGAAAGUGGAAGCAAAGAAAGAAGAAUCUGAAGACUCUGAUGAUGACAUGGGCUUUGGUCUUUUUGACUAA
Lipotes vexillifer (Yangtze River dolphin) is the source of this 321-nucleotide messenger RNA. RefSeq names its product 60S acidic ribosomal protein P1-like. Gene Ontology annotation, molecular function: ribonucleoprotein complex binding; protein kinase activator activity; structural constituent of ribosome. The coding region runs from base 1 to 321 and encodes 106 amino acids. Gene Ontology annotation, biological process: cytoplasmic translation; translational elongation. Lineage: Eukaryota; Metazoa; Chordata; Mammalia; Artiodactyla; Lipotidae. Gene Ontology annotation, cellular component: ribosome; cytosolic large ribosomal subunit. The record is from RefSeq and is a predicted model, not a curated record. The transcript has a single exon.